AAAAUCUUAACCAAUUUCCCCAAAUCUUUUUUCUCGUCUCUCACAGCCAACCCCCUCCUCCUUCACCGGCGAACCCUCACGACGACUCCCUGAUCCCCACUCUCCGUCGCUCACUCUCUCAGAUUUCUCACGACUCUCCUCAAGCCGGAGCUGCUUACCCAUUGGCGUCGCGCAAGGCAGGUCUGUCGGCGGCCUCAAGUUCUCCGAUCCCUCAAUCUCCUUGCCGGAACAAGAAGCUUCUGAGAUCUGAGUUUAAAGAAGUCUGGUUGAAAGUUGAAGUGUCACAGCGGAAAAAAAAAUGCAAGGCAGUGAUUCAUCAGGCAUAGACCAAAGGUUUCAAGUUCGAAGGCUAGAGCUCUCAGACAAAAAUAAAGGUUUCAUAGAGCUAUUGCAACAGCUAACUGUUUGUGAUUCUGUAACUGACAAGGACUUUGAAGAUAGAUUUCACGAGCUCAGCUCCCUCGGAGAUGAUCAUGUUAUUGCUGUUAUUGAAGAUGAUCAAUCUGGGAUGAUUGUUGCAACUGGGAGCGUGUUCAUUGAAAAGAAGUUCAUAAGGAAUUGUGGCAAAGUUGCGCAUGUUGAAGAUGUAGUUGUUGAUGCUAACACUCGUGGUAUGCAAUUGGGAAAGAAAAUUGUUGGAUUCCUCAAUGAUCAUGCUUGCUCAACGGGGUGUUACAAGGUGAUUCUGGAUUGCAAUGUUGACAAUAGAACAUUUUAUGAAAAAUGUGGCUUCAAGCAAAAAGAAGUUCAGAUGGUGAAGUAUUUCAUCUGAGAAGCAUUUGCCUCCAAGUGAAAAACAUGAUUUUUUGAGUUUUGAGUCUAAUUAAGGAGUGAGUUUUACUCUGAAUAAUAGCUUAUUCAUUGGCUUUUGUUGGUUUAUUUCAUUCAGAUUCUUUGCUUACAGCAUGUAGUUUUGAGUUGAAUUUACAUAAGAGUCAUAAACAACCUUCAGAGACUAGUGAAGCAAUGAAAUCAGACAAUAUGUUUGCCGGGAAGAAUUAAGGUUCAACAGAGCUAACUUGGCAAGAAUAACCUCAUUCUAGUUGUUGUAAUUACUAUGUCUAUAGUUUGUGCAGCAAACAACAUUGUAUCAGGUCUUUCGAUCUAAUUAGCUAUUAAAUUUGUAUUUUAAAUUUCA
Messenger RNA from Humulus lupulus (European hop), 1138 nucleotides. Its product is annotated as glucosamine 6-phosphate N-acetyltransferase. Gene Ontology annotation, biological process: UDP-N-acetylglucosamine biosynthetic process. Lineage: Eukaryota; Viridiplantae; Streptophyta; Magnoliopsida; Rosales; Cannabaceae. The transcript has 2 exons. Bases 299 to 772 code for a protein of 157 amino acids. The record is from RefSeq and is a predicted model, not a curated record. Gene Ontology annotation, cellular component: endoplasmic reticulum; Golgi apparatus; endoplasmic reticulum-Golgi intermediate compartment. Gene Ontology annotation, molecular function: monosaccharide binding; glucosamine 6-phosphate N-acetyltransferase activity.